This is a messenger RNA of Solea solea (common sole), 2133 nucleotides long. Its product is annotated as heterogeneous nuclear ribonucleoprotein U-like protein 2. Gene Ontology annotation, molecular function: protein binding. The record is from RefSeq and is a predicted model, not a curated record. Gene Ontology annotation, cellular component: membrane. Lineage: Eukaryota; Metazoa; Chordata; Actinopteri; Pleuronectiformes; Soleidae. The coding region runs from base 111 to 2009 and encodes 632 amino acids. The transcript is spliced from 11 exons.
UGAAUUGUUUUCUUCCCGAGUUUUGAGCUUCGCUUGUUGUCGUCACAGUUGUAUUAGAGUUUAGCAAGAUUUUAGUCGCUAAGUUAAAACUAGUAGAUCUUUUUUAAACAAUGAAGUUAUCGGAUAUUAAAAAGUUAAAAGUGGCGGUGCUGCGUUCCAGACUCGAAGAAGUAGGUUUGGACAGUAGAGGACUGAAGGCUGAGCUGGUAGACAGACUAUGGUCUAAACUACAACAUGAGGUGCUGCCGGUGAGCUGUCCACCGACAACACCGACCGAACCGACCGAACCGACCGAGACAGUGGAGGACUGUGCCCCGUCAUCAACAGACGCGGGUAUCGCUGCACCAUGUUAUGUGCACAGCACCAGGGAGUUUACACACAGCGGUACCCAGACUGAGACCGACACCGGUGUGACUACAGUACAACACGGCACGGAGUUGCUGUCAGAGUCCGUAAACUGCUCCGUGACUGAGCGAAUAGAUGUGGACGAAGAUUUGUCCCCAGAGGAGGAGGAGACGGGCAGAGGGAGAGCUUUCUACGAAUUCAAAGAGGAGAUACGAUACAAGAGAGCCAAAUCACCACAGCCUGCAGUGGACAGAGAGGAGACAGAGAGACAGGAUGAAGAUAAAGUCCGCCUAGAUCCAUAUAAUAGUCACCUCCACUUUGAGGUCAGUUCUGAUGGAUCAUGUGGACAGCCACGGUUCUGGGCUCAGUCCCCUUCACUUUGGUCAGGCUCGAGGCUCACCCAUGGGGUGCUGCAGGGCAGGGUGGGCUUUGAGGUGAGGCUGGAGAAGAUCUUGCCGACCACACAGCUGGACGAUCAGGAGUUCACCGAGUCCUAUGGUGUGAGAGUUGGCUGGUCGGUGGCGGACACCUCUCUGCUGCUGGGUGAGGAUGAGCUCUCCUUUGCUUAUGACGGCAGCAGCAAGAUAGUGUCAGGUGGAAAGAAGGAAGAGUUUGGAGAAAGGUUUUCAGUGGGGGAUAUCAUUGGCUGUUACGCUUCUUUCUCCACAGACGGUGGUGUUCAGCUCUCUUUCCAUAAGAACGGUCGUUUCAUGGGAGUGGCCUUUUCCCUCAAUGCCUCUGUGCUGCAUGGUCGUCCUCUGUUCCCUCACGUUCUCUGUAAGAGCUGUUCAGUCAGGUUCCUCCUUGACCCCACAACUCCUCCCUGGUAUCUGAGCCCUCCAGGUUUUACGCCGCUGGCCGCUCUUACUGCUGAGCAGAGGAUACGCUCUACGCUGGCCCCUAAUUCCAGAGCACAGUGUGAGGUGCUGAUGAUGGUGGGGCUUCCUGGUUCUGGGAAGAGCCACUGGGCCAGGACUCACAUGAAGCAGCAUCCACAGAAACACUACAGGCUGCUGAGCACAGAGGGGCUGCUCGCAUGCAUGAUUAGUGGUGGACAGAGGGACAGCAGGUUACGGCAGGCCUCACAGUCUCUGACUGCUUUAAUUGAGAUGGCUGCUCAGACUCCUGGAAACUAUAUCUUGGACCAGUGCAACAUCUUCUUCUCGGCAAGACGUCACAAACUGCAGCUGUUCGCAGGCUUCAGGAGGCGGGUGCUGGUAGUUUUUCCAUCUGCAGAUGAGUGGAAGAGACGACUGUCCCUACACAAGAUGAGUGAGGAAGAGCACAUCCCACAAACGGCACUGCUCAAACUCCAAGUGAGCUGCAGUCUUCCUGUGCAGCAGACUGACCUGAUGGAGGAGCUGCAAUAUGUGGAGCUGCCUCAGGAACAGGCACAGAUGCUCCUGCAGGAGUACAAAUCCCGUGCAUGCAGACUGCUGCCCCCCGUCCCCAAACAGGACAAGAAACACCCCAGAGUUCACAGGAAAAGACGCCACCCUCUUGGCCGUCCACCAUCACACAGGAUCCACAGGACUGGGAUAAACGGGUGGAACAACAUGUUGUCAUGGACCCAGCACCCAAGAUACUGGAAUGUGGCUUAUCGGGACCAGAGCUACAACUACAACAGAGACUUUGGCUACGUUGGUUAUGGAAAUGACUGCUAGAGAAAAAAAUCCUGCUAUUAUUGCUCAAUCAUCUGUGCAGACCAAGCAAUGCUAGUCAGGGUUGUAGUAUUUAAGAAUGUAAAUGAUAAAAACCUGGUCACUUAAAAAAAAAAUUUUUUUAUUA